ACAGGUUUGCUUCCCUCUGAAACAAAGCAGACCAUCAUUCAUUAGCAUUCAAGUUAACUGAAAUUCUGAAACACAGAAUUGGCAUUCAAACAAAAUGAAUGACCAGCUUCCCUUUCUUUGAUAGCUUUAAAGCUCUAAAUAUUUUUCUCUGCCCAUGACCUAACUUAUUGUUUGGGAAAAUUAGCAACACAACAGUUUGGAUACUACAGCAUUAAAACAAAAUACAAAAACAUAAUGAGAUACGGCAGAAAAGUAUGAUUAUGCAUAAGAGUAUUUAGCUUCUGUUUUAACUGUCUAAUAAAGCAGUUGAUGUAUAAAUGUAUUUGAAUAACAUUUGAAACCAUAUCAUUAUAUUAUAUGCAAAAUCAGGUAAUUAGUUGUGAAAAUUUGUGGAAUCUCCCAGUGAUUAUUAAGAAUAUAUCUGAAUUUUUAAAAACCCUGACCUGUAAAAAGCAUAUGAAGAAGCUGAAAAAGGGAGUAGAAAAUUUUUUAAAGCAUUAAAAAAAACUCUUCUGGAAAGAAAGAGGAAUUUUGUCAUUUCGAAAAUGUAUGUGGAAUUAAAGAGGUAAUAAAGUUUGACAAUGGUAAAUUGAUCCAUUUCUAUGCAGAGACAGAAUGGGAACAUUCGUGGUUUUUGCCUGAGAUCGUUAAUAUUUUCUAGCACAUUUUUUAUUUCUAUCAGCAAUAAAAAUUUAUCCAAUGGUCAAAAGAAAGCCACAUUUAGAAUGCCAAAGUCCACUUCAAUUUGUUAAGUUACACUUUUAUAACCAGUAUUGAAACACUUAUUUUUUUCUCUCCAGUUGAUCUCUACAGACUUUGCAAAUUCUCACCAAGUAUUUUAUUUUUAUGGCAAUAUGUUCGUUUGCAUAAGUUCAACAAGAAUUUGUUCUCUUUGCAACAGGACACAAUUAGAAACUAAUUAUAUUACAAGGCUUUUUGACUGGAAUGUCGUAUUUUGAGAGAGACAUGGGUAGGCCCAGAUAUGACCUAAGGAAUUAAGAUUGAUUUUUUGGAGCCAAUAAAAUCCCCUUGUUAAAAACAGGCUGGCGCCUUGCUUACAUGGCUCAUGGUAGUUUUUGCAGGUAAGGAAUGAAGGUUUCUUCCUGGGAGAUGAAAGGAAAGAAGCUCAGGAUACACUGGGGAACUCAAAAAGAGAGAAAUUAACCCCAAUUUUAUAGGCAUUACAGGUGAAGUCUUCUGGCAAGUAUGUAACUUGGCUUAUUCUGGACUCAAGAGGCCUUUUUAAGUUCAAUCUGAAGAUUCCUUAUGAAAAUUUCCAGUAAAGCAGAUUUAAAAGAGCCUAUGUGGUUAGUUACUACUCUUGUUGAACUGAUACAAAUAAUCAGGCCACAUUUAUUGAAACUAGACUUGUUUUGCAAAUAAGUCUUAAUUUUGUUAUAGAGGCAGAAGUAAUUUUAGACAGAAAAAAUUGUUUCAGUUGAAACGAAACUAUCAUAUAUCUAUAUGGGUAUCAGGUUCUAGUGCAGGUCGUUGUGUUUUGAGGGUUUUUUUUCCACCAGUAAAUUAGACUAUAUCUUGAAUUUUUUAGUUUUCAUAAAUACAUGGUUACAACCCUCCAAACUAACAUUUUCAUUUUCCCAUCCAUUGACUGGGAAUCACUGAGAACUAAAACUGCUGCUGCAAGCUAAAGGCCACGCAAGCCAAAGUGGGAUGACUUGAUGCAGACUUCAGGAAAAUCACACAGCAACUCAUAGAGGGGCAUCUUCGUGCCAGAGACAUUCAAACUACAGACCAGGAAAGUCUGUCAGAUGUGUUUGAUGAAAAAUAGAUUCCUAAACAUGCCAAACCUGCAGAACAGGAAUAAAAGCUUCCAGUGAAAGCAUAAUGUUACCUUGAGAUAGAAGUGUUUUAGCUUGUAUGAGCAUAUUUCACUCUUGAAAAGAAAUGAGAUUACAUUUCAUUUCUGGAAGAUAAAUGCUUCAGGAAAAUUCCAUUCUUUUAUAAUAUCAUUAAGGAGCUAUUUGAAACGAGUCAGGCCUCUUGGUUAUAUAAAAUAAAGAAUGGCGUAUUGUCAGAAAACAGAUCUAAAUCCCAGGGAAUCCCAUGAAGAGCAGCAUGAACACCAGGAAUCGCAAUCCGUAAAUCAACCCCUUUUUCCUAGCCGAGUCAGUCUGGGUUUUGAUCAGCUGGUAGAAGAAAUCAAUAAUAAAAUUCCACUCUAUCAGAGUGAAAUUGAAGAAAACACUGUUUUUGUGCCCAGUUCACCAAACUGGGACUCAAAACAGCAUUCAUUAAAUGGAACACAGCAAAUAGCCUUGAAUGAAUUCAAUUCUGAAAGCUCAGAACUCUCUUGUCACCAAGAUGGGAAAACAGCCAUAAUUGGUUUUAGGCCUUCUGUGCUACCAAAUCCUCAAGACAUAAAUAAAGAAAGCUCUUGGGGAAAUUUCACAGGAAAACGUCGUGGUGCUGAUGAUUACAGAUGCAAUAUUUUAGCUCAGUCAUCUAUUAAUUUGCAUAAAAUGAAUUCACAAAAAGAAAAUAUUUUAGUUCCAUCAUCCACUAGUUUGGAUAAAAUUAAUCUACAGAAAGAAUGGGAAAAUAAAAGUCAUACCUACCAUAUAGGAUUUAAAAGUAGCAUUCCUUCCAUACAACCACCCUUCUCAAGUGACUUCAUGCCAGAAGAAGAGAACAAAAGGAACAGAGUUACAAACACUGUGGAACCUCCUUUCACGCUCUUCAAAGGGUCCUUCCUGCCCAGGAUGCAGGAAGGUUCGGGGCCUAAGAACACAGAGUCCAUAGAUUGUUCCAUUCAGCUAAUUGAAAUACCUCAAGGCAGUAAUAUGAGUCUGGCCUCCUUUUGUGACAAAGUAAAAAAAAUCAGAGCAACAUACCAUGCAGCUAACAUUGAUUCCAAUUCGGGGAAGAUCUGGAGCACUACCACAGCAUUUCCACAUCAACUUUUUUCUAAUACUAAGUUUAGUAUAAAUAUAUUUACUGAUAACUCAACACAGCCACUUUGUUUGAUGCCACAUGCUAAUUGUCUUGUCAGAGACCUAAUUACAGAAAUUCCACAUUUUCGCACAAAUGUCCAGUUAUUCCACAAAGAUUGUCUUCUAAGUAUAUGUGGCUAUGAAGAAUUCUUACAGAAUGAUCACUUUUUGGGGAGCCACAGAAUAUUUCAGAAAGAUAAAUCUGUUAUUCAACUUCAUCUGCAGAAAAAUAAGGAUGUUCCUGGAAAGUUAUCUCGAAAGCAUGAAGAUGACCACAGUCAGUUUUUUCUGAACCAACUUUUAGAAUUUAUGCAUAUUUGGAAAAUAUCCAGACAGUGCCUUUCAACAGUAAUCAAAAAAUAUGACUCCCAGCUGAAAUGCCUGUUGAAAACCAAGGAAAGUGUUCAUCUUCCACAGGGAGAACAUCAUAUGAUUAAAGAAAUUUAUAUAACAGAAUGUUUUAAAAAAGAUGCAGAGGAGAAACAUUUGCCACCAAAUUUCUCCAGUGUCCCAAAUAUUUUUAAGCAAAAUGUGGAAAAUAUCAUUGAAGAAGUUAAAAAUAUAUGCAGUGUUCUGGGAUGUGUGGAGAUGAAGCAAAUUACGGAUGCUGUAAGUGAACUCAAAUUGAUUCUACAGAGAAAACAGGAGAAUUUUCAUCAAGGAUUGGAGACUUCAGCUAAAGGCUUGAUAGAAACAGUGACAACUGAACUAUCCACAUCCAUCUACCAGCUAAUUGAUGUCUAUUGCAGCAGCUUUUAUGCAGAUUUCCAGCCUCUAAAUGUACCUGGUCAUGUUUCCUGUGUGCAUCCUGGGCUCCACUCCCACCUGAGCUUCAUGGUAUAUGCAGCUCACAACAUUCCAGAGACCUGGGUACAUAGCUAUAAAGCAUUUUCUUUUUCCUGUUGGCUUACUUAUGCUGGAAAGAAGCUGUUCCAAGUGAGAAACCACAGAAAUAUCCAAGUCAAAAAAUUGUUUUUUUUCUUGGUCAACUGGAAUGAAAUCAUCAAUUUUCCCCUUGAAAUAAAGUCACUUCCAAAGGAAUCCAUGCUCACUGUAAAACUGUUUGGGAUUAACCGUGCAACCAACAAUGCCGAUUUGUUGGCCUGGAGUUCUCUUCCAUUGUUUCCAAAAGACAAAUCAAUUCUUGGGUCUAUGCUAUUCAGCCUGACAUUACAGAGUGAGCCUCCUAUAGAAAUGAUAGCUCCUGGAGUGUGGGACACAAGUCAGCCAUCCCAAGUGACCUUGCAGAUUGACUUUCCAGCUACUGAGUGGGAGCACGUGAAACCUGAUUUUGAAGAUAAUAGAAGUAAUGCUGAGGAACCACCGAAAGAGUGUUUAAAACAUAUCGCCAAACUUUCACAGAAACAGUCUCCCUUACUACUGUCUGAAGAAAAGAGAAGAUACUUAUGGUUUUAUCGCUUCUACUGUGAUAAUGCCAACUGCUCCCUCCCUUUGGUCCUGGGCAGUGCCCCCGGGUGGGAUGAAAGAACCGUUUCAGAAAUGCACACCAUUUUGAGAAGAUGGAAAUUUUCUCACCCUUUAGAGGCACUUGGACUUUUGACUUCCAGUUUUCCAGAUCAAGAAAUUCGGAAAGUGGCAGUUCAACAAUUAGACAGCCUCUUGAAUGAUGACCUGCUGGACUAUCUCCCACAGCUGGUUCAGGCUAUCAAGUUUGAAUGGAACCUUGAAAGUCCUCUAGUGCAACUUCUAUUACACCGCUCAUUGCAAAGCAUCCAGAUCGCCCACCGGCUUUACUGGCUGCUAAAGGAUGCACAGAAUGAAGCUUAUUUUAAAAGCUGGUAUCAGAAGCUGUUGGCUGCUCUCCAAUUCUGUGCAGGGAAAGCCUUGAGUGAUGAGUUUUCCAAGGAGAUGGAACUUAUCAAAAUUCUGGGAGACAUUGGGGAAAAAGUCAAGUUGGCUAGUGACCCUCAGAGACAGGAGGUACUGAAGAAAGAGAUUGGCAGACUAGAAGAAUUCUUUCAGUAUAUAAAUACCUGUCAUCUUCCUCUGAACCCUGCCCUCUGUAUAAAGGGGAUUGAUUGCGAUGCAUGUUCAUAUUUCACAUCUAAUGCUGUGCCAUUGAAGAUUACUUUCAUCAAUGCUAAUCCAAUGGGCAAAAAUAUCAGCAUCAUUUUUAAGGCUGGAGAUGAUCUUCGUCAGGAUAUGCUUGUUCUGCAGAUUGUUCAAAUGAUGGACAAUAUUUGGCUGCAGGAGGGCCUGGAUAUGCAAAUGAUCAUUUAUAGAUGCCUAUCCACAGGAAAAGGCCAAGGAUUGGUACAGAUGGUGCCUGAUGCUGUAACCCUAGCAAAGAUCCAUCGCUGCUCUGGGCUGAUGGGACCGCUGAAGGAAAAUACCAUCAAAAAGUGGUUCAGCCAGCACAACCACUUAAAGGCGGAUUAUGAAAAGGCCCUGAGGAACUUUUUCUAUUCCUGUGCUGGCUGGUGUGUGGUCACAUUCAUCCUGGGAGUCUGUGACCGUCACAACGACAACAUCAUGCUGACAAAGUCAGGCCACAUGUUUCAUAUUGACUUUGGAAAAAUUUUAGGUCACGCACAAACAUUUGGAGGGAUAAAAAGGGACAGAGCCCCUUUUAUUUUUACUUCAGAGAUGGAACACUUCAUUACAGAAGGUGGGAAAAAUCCACAGCACUUCCAAGAUUUUGUGGAGCUUUGCUGUCGGGCUUAUAAUAUUGUCAGAAGACACAGCCGUCUAAUCUUGAACCUACUAGAAAUGAUGCUCCACGCGGGGCUGCCAGAGCUGAGUGGAGUCCAAGACCUGAAAUAUGUGUACGAUAACCUUCGUCCGCAAGACACAGACCUGGAAGCAACAAGUCAUUUUACCAGGAAAAUAAAAGAAAGUCUGGAGUGCUUCCCUGUUAAAUUGAACAACUUGAUUCACACACUUGCACAAAUGAUGACUGCAAGCCCUGCCAAAUCUACUUCACAGGAUUUGUCCCAAAAAUCCUGUACGCUGACUUCAACCAGGUCAAUUCAAAGAGCGGCAAUUUUAAGGUUCAGCAAGAAAACUCGUGCUCUGUAUCUAAUCCAGGUGACACACAGGAACAACGAAACAAGCCUGACAGAAAAGUCAUUUGAACAAUUUUCAAAGCUCCACAGUCAACUUCAGAAGCAGUUUCCAUCACUGACGCUCCCAGAGUUUCCUCAUUGGUGGCACUUACCUUUUACAAAUUCAGAUGACAAAAGAUUCAGAGAUCUAAACCAUUACAUGGCACAGAUAUUAACUGGAUCAUACGAGAUUGCAAAUAGUGACUGCGUUCUUAAUUUUUUCCUCUCUGAGCCUGUGCAACAAACACUUGAAGAAUCAUCAUCUUUGUUCCCAGGUGAGAAGUCUCCUGACAAGACGCCUAAAGUGCAGUUAGUCAUAUCACACGAAGACGCGAAGCUGACCAUACUAGUGAAACACAUGAAAAACAUUCAUCUCCCAGACGGCUCCAUGCCCAGUGCACAUGCUGAGUUUUAUCUUUUACCACAUCCCAGUGAGGUCCGUAGGAGGAAAACAAAAUCUGUUUCAAAAUGUACCGACCCCACAUACAAUGAAAUUGUGGUAUAUGAUGAAGUCACAGAGCUCCAAGGACAAGUCUUAAUGCUGAUUGUGAAGAGCAAAACCACAUUCGUGGGAGCAAUUAACAUCCAACUUUGUAGCGUCCCACUCGAUAAAGAAAAAUGGUACUCACUAGGAAACAGUAUAAUUUGACCACUGCUGUGAAAAUGUGCAUUAUUCAUUAACUGCUUGUGUUUUUUCACUUCUGGGCAUCUCUAUCAUGAGCAGGACAUUUUUUGUUGUGAAAGAUACUCUAGUAUAUUAAGGGCACAAGAAAAAGAAACCAGAAUCAAUCUUCUAUAAUCUGUUAGUCUCUAUCAGGAUUCCACUCUUUUUAAUUCUUUCUCCUUAAAUGGAAUGCCAUUUGUACAUAAUUCAAUAUGUAAAGUAAUAUAGGACCAUUCAUUUAAAGCAUUUUUUAAACCAAACAUAAGUUCACACUUUGUUUUAAUCAUGUGCCUAGUUAAAAGCAAUACUUUUCAUGUGUUUUCUAAGAAACAGGAAAAUAAAUAAAUCUCAUUAAUUUAAGACAUAAUUAUAUCUGCAAUAGAUUUUUAAAUUUGAAUUAUGUCUGGUUCUUUUACCUAGAGAGACAGAUCAGAUCAAAUAUUGCUACAACCAAUUUCCAAGAUGUUACUGCCUAUUUUGUCUUCUAGGAUUUUUAUAGUUUUGAAUCUUACAUUUAAGUCUUUAAUCUAUUUAGAAUUUAUUCUUGUGUGUGGUGUGACAAGGUGGUUGAUGUAGUUUCAUUUUUCUGCAUGUAUCUGUCCAGUUUCCCAACGCCAUUUAUUGAAUAAACUCUCUUUAGCCCACUGUAUGUGCUUGCUUCCUCUGUCAAUAUUGACUGUAAAGGUGUGGGCUUUUUCUGGGCUCUCUAUUCUGUCCCAUUGUCUGUAUGGCUGUUUUCAUGCCCGUGCCAUGUUGUUUGCAUUACUGUGACCUUAAAGUAUAGUUUGAUAUUAGGUAGUGUGAUUCCUCCAACUUUGUUCUUCCUUCUCAAGAUCAUUGUUGCUAUU
This is a messenger RNA of Artibeus jamaicensis (Jamaican fruit-eating bat), 7528 nucleotides long. RefSeq names its product phosphatidylinositol-4-phosphate 3-kinase catalytic subunit type 2 gamma (gene PIK3C2G). The transcript is spliced from 36 exons. Bases 2022 to 6665 code for a protein of 1547 amino acids. The record is from RefSeq and is a predicted model, not a curated record. Lineage: Eukaryota; Metazoa; Chordata; Mammalia; Chiroptera; Phyllostomidae. Gene Ontology annotation, biological process: phosphatidylinositol-mediated signaling; phosphatidylinositol-3-phosphate biosynthetic process; cell migration. Gene Ontology annotation, molecular function: 1-phosphatidylinositol-4-phosphate 3-kinase activity; 1-phosphatidylinositol-3-kinase activity; phosphatidylinositol binding. Gene Ontology annotation, cellular component: plasma membrane; phosphatidylinositol 3-kinase complex; cytoplasm.